AUGAAGCCGCUGGAGAAAUUUCUGAAGAAACAGACGUCGCAGCUGGCGGGGCGAACGGUGGCGGGAGGUCCCGGCGGGGGUCCGGGGAGCUGCGGCGGGCCUGGAGGGGGUGGGGGACCUGGCGGGGGCGGCGGUCCAGCCGGGGGACCGCGGCCGCUGCAGCGGCGUCAGAGCGUGUCUCGCCUGCUGCUCCCAGCUUUCCUCCGGGAGCCCCCCGCCGAGCCGGGGCUGGAGCCGCCCCCAGAGGAGGACGGAGGAGAGCCGGCGGGGGUCGCGGAAGAGCUCGGCAGCGGAGGGCCCUGUUGGCUGCAGCUGGAGGAGGUCCCGGGGCCCGGGCCGCUUGGGGGAGGGGGACCCCUGCGUUCCCCUUCCUCGUACUCCUCAGACGAGCUGUCCCCCGGCGAGCCUCUGACUCCUCCACCCUGGGCCCCUCUGGGCGCCCCCGAGCGGCCGGAGCAUCUUCUGAACUGGGUUCUGGAGCGGCUGGCCGGAGGGGCCACCAGGGACAGCGCCGCUUCAGAUACCCUGCUGGAUGACAUCGUCCUCACUCAUUCGCUCUUCCUUCCCACGGAGAAAUUUCUGCAGGAGCUGCACCAGGUCAGCUUUGUUUGGGCAGGAGGCAUGGAAGGCCCUGAGGGGCUGGGCCGGAAGCAGGCCUGUCUAGCCAUGCUCCUUCAUUUCUUGGACACCUACCAGGGGCUGCUGCAGGAGGAAGAGGGGGCUGGCCGCAUCAUCAAGGACCUGUACCUGCUGAUUAUGAAGGAUGAGUCUCUUUACCAGGACCUCCGAGAGGACACACUGAGGCUGCACCAGCUUGUGGAAACAGUGGAGCUAAAGAUCCCGGAGGAGAGCCAGCCGCCCAGCAAGCAGGUAAAGCCACUCUUCCGCCACUUCCGUCGGAUAGACUCCUGUCUGCAGACCCGCGUGGCUUUCCGGGGUUCCGAUGAGAUCUUCUGCCGGGUCUACAUGCCUGAUCACUCUUACGUGACCAUACGCAGCCGUCUCUCAGCAUCUGUGCAGGACAUUCUGGGCUCUGUGACGGAGAAAUUGCAGUACUCAGAGGAGCCUGCGGGGCGUGAGGAUUCCCUCAUCCUGGUUGCUGUGGCCUCCUCAGGAGAGAAGGUCCUUCUCCAGCCGACUGAAGACUGUGUCUUCACCACACUGGGCAUCAACAGCCACCUGUUUGCUUGCACCCGAGACAGCUUUGAGGCCCUGGUGCCCCUUCCUGAGGAGAUCCAGGUCUCCCCUGGAGACACGGAGAUCCAUCGCGGGGAGCCUGAGGACGUGGCCAACCACCUUACCGCCUUCCACUGGGAGCUGUUCCGCUGUGUGCACGAGCUGGAGUUCGUGGACUACGUGUUCCACGGGGAGCGCGGCCGCCGGGAGACGGCCAACCUCGAGCUGCUGCUGCAGCGCUGCAGCGAGGUUACCCACUGGGUGGCCACCGAGGUGCUGCUCUGCGAGGCCCCGGGCAAGCGCGCGCAGCUGCUCAAGAAGUUCAUCAAGAUCGCGGCCAUCUGCAAGCAGAAUCAGGAUCUGCUGUCCUUCUACGCCGUGGUCAUGGGGCUGGACAACGCCGCCGUCAGCCGCCUGAGGCUCACCUGGGAGAAGCUGCCAGGGAAAUUCAAGAACUUGUUCCGCAAAUUCGAGAACCUGACGGACCCCUGCAGGAACCACAAAAGCUACCGGGAAGUGAUCUCCAAGAUGAAACCCCCUGUGAUUCCUUUCGUGCCUCUGAUCCUCAAAGACCUGACUUUCCUGCACGAGGGAAGUAAGACCCUGGUAGAUGGCUUGGUGAACAUUGAGAAGCUGCAUUCAGUGGCCGAAAAAGUGAGGACAGUCCGCAAAUACCGGAGCCGGCCCCUUUGCCUUGAUAUGGAGGCCUCCCCACAUCACCUGCAGACCAAGGCCUACGUGCGCCAGUUCCAGGUCAUCGACAAUCAGAACCUCCUCUUCGAGCUCUCCUACAAGCUGGAGGCCAACAGUCAGUGA
Molecule: messenger RNA, 1992 nt
Organism: Budorcas taxicolor (takin)
Lineage: Eukaryota; Metazoa; Chordata; Mammalia; Artiodactyla; Bovidae
Gene: RAPGEFL1
Product: Rap guanine nucleotide exchange factor like 1
Exons: 15
Coding region: 1-1992 (663 amino acids)
Biological process (GO): positive regulation of GTPase activity; Ras protein signal transduction
Cellular component (GO): plasma membrane
Molecular function (GO): guanyl-nucleotide exchange factor activity
Source: RefSeq, a predicted model, not a curated record